AUGGAAGUGGGCUUACUUUUUACUGGAGUUGCUCUUCCACUAGAAGCCGCGCAAAAUCAUUUGGAAAAGGAUAUUUCUGCUAAACAGCUCAAGCACAACUCAACAAGUUGGAGCAAAGUUACCUGUAUAAAUGGUGGUGAUGGAUGGAGUGGGAGUCGUCACAGCACCGAGCGAGGAAGAGCGAUGGAGCUCGUCGUCCGCAAAGCAGUAGCAGCAUUGGUGGUGAGUGUUGUUGUCACGCUUGUCCGUGUGGAAGCUCAGCUCGUUGUUGGAUACUACGAGCAAAAUGGAUGUCCCAUGGCCGAGGAGAUUGUCAAGAAAGUUCUCACCGCGGCCGUGGCACGAGACCAAUCCAUCGCUGCUUCGUUGCUUCGUCUCCACUUCCACGACUGUUUCGUCCAGGUCCGUGAUCAACUUCUCCCGGAGUUUGAUACUGAUCCGAAUCUCGACGCUGCUUACGCCGGGAAACUAAAGCAGGCCUGUCCGAGGAACUUUGAUCCGAGAACUGUCGUGCCGCUGGAUCCUGUCACCCCUUCCCAGUUUGACAAUCGCUACUACUCCAACCUCGUCAACAACAUGGGGCUCAUGAUCUCAGAUCAGACGCUCCACAGCGACAUGCUCACCCAGUUUUCUUCCGAGUCAAACGCCGAGGAUGAAAACAUGUGGCAGUUCAAGUUCGCAAACGCCAUGGUCCGGAUGGGUGCUAUUAACGUCAAGGCUGAAGGCGAGAUUCGCAAAAACUGCCGACUGAGGAACUAG
Molecule: messenger RNA, 759 nt
Organism: Selaginella moellendorffii
Lineage: Eukaryota; Viridiplantae; Streptophyta; Lycopodiopsida; Selaginellales; Selaginellaceae
Product: peroxidase 5-like
Exons: 2
Coding region: 1-759 (252 amino acids)
Biological process (GO): response to oxidative stress
Molecular function (GO): heme binding; peroxidase activity
Source: RefSeq, a predicted model, not a curated record